Saxophila tyrrhenica is the source of this 1893-nucleotide messenger RNA. RefSeq lists its product as uncharacterized. The coding region runs from base 1 to 1893 and encodes 630 amino acids. NCBI's taxonomy places the organism in Eukaryota, Fungi, Ascomycota, Dothideomycetes, Mycosphaerellales, Extremaceae. The record is from RefSeq and is a predicted model, not a curated record. The transcript has a single exon.
AUGGACCUUUCGAACGAUGACCCCAAUGGAGGGCCAUUCAGUACACGCUCACCGACAACCUUCGAGGGCAGACCCAGCCUAGAGGGACGAUCGCCGCGCACACCACCACGCCAGUUACAAAAGCAGAGAUCGAACGCAGGAGUUCGAGCCACAAUCCACCAGAACCUUACCAACCAUGUCAAUGACAGACAGCAAGAGCAUGCCGGCGCAAAGGAGGACAACAAGGUGAGGAAGGGAUCACUGCGCAAUGCCGUUCGUAGGCUCUUUGGCAGGAGGUCAAGAGAAGUACAACCACAACCGGAGAAGGUAUCACCCCCACGGCAUGCGUAUUCCAGGUCGGAUCCGUACACCGUUCUGAGCCCACAGCCGGAGGUCCUGGAGGACACUGCGCAAGAAGACGACUUCAUCCACAGGACGUUCUCGGCGCCCAUUGGCAUCUUGCCUUCUCCCGCGGUGCAACGGACGCGAUCUCCCUAUGCUGUGGAGUUCCCACAGAGUUCCCGCUUGAAGCCCAUCAAUCUUGGAAACCCAUACACCGCGCCAGGGAGCCAGCUCAGACGGCGCAAGACACUGCCCAGUGUUCGGCCUGCGGAAAUUGAAGCCAAAGCGACUUCAGAUUCGGAUCCACUCGCGGAAGUACUUCCAACACAUGUCGAGGACGAGAACGAGAUCGGUAGAGCGGUGAGUACCAGUGAGAGGAGCCAGAAGAGACGAUCGCGCAGUGCCGGAGAUCUGCGCCAGGUGCUUGCCCAGACCGCGCCCAAACGAAAGAGGAGCGAUGAGAUCCGAUACUGGCGAGAAAGCUUCCAAGGGAGUGUGCUGCGAGCGAGUGGCUUCAUGGUGCCGGUCAUCGAUGAUCCACAAGAUGCCCACGUGGAAGAGGAGAAAACACCGACCGCGCGACAAGACGACCCGUUAGGGAAUCCUGCGUGCCCAGCGCAGAGCAGUCCACCGCGCCGGAAAAUGGAUGUUCACGGAUCUGACUUCACCUCUCCUUCAGCCUUUGGAUCGCAGCUUUCCCAGGACCUUGAGGAUCGCGUAGCAAGACUCGAAGCCGGGCUGAGGAGCUUCCGAGGCGAGCUGGCGCAAAUAUCCGCUGACCGUAAUCGACGGACCGUGUUAAUAGGAGGCAUUCCUACACCUACACUGCACCGGCGCGCAUCAAGCGGAGGCCGUUCAGCCAGUAUGCUAGCCGAAACACUGCAGAACGAUCUUGGUCCAUCAGCCUACCACUAUGACUACUCGGAUACCCUGCGCCCGGCAACAUCUCCGCCACCACGGACCCCAUCAGCGCCCAACCCCGAGCCACCAGCUUUGCCGACCGGCUCUCGCGGCCAACCCAGACCAGAAGACCCAUUCAUCAGCACCCCACAGCAGCCCGCCCGCGUAACCUCCGCCCCGGCCGAUAACGUCGAGCUCAGCGCCGGCCUCCCACAGCACCAACCGCCCCAGUACACCUUCCGCUCUCUCUACGAAAUGCUCUCCGACGAACGCUCCGCCCGGCGGCGCCUGGAAAUGCAAAUGCGUGGCCUCCGCCAGGAAAUCGCGGAUCUGCAUUAUCAAGUCUCUAGCGUCUCGAACUUCGCUAGUCAGAGGAGUAGUUAUAACGCCGGUUUAGAUCCUACGGCAGGUUCGACGAGGUUGCACGCAUUGUUGCGGGAUACGGAGGAGAGUCCGCCGCAGACAAGGAGGGGACAGAGAGGCCAGGCGAUGACCGGAAUGGUGAGUCGAUUUAGUGGGUCAGAGAGUGAGGUGGCUGGUGGGGAGGGUGAGACGCCUUAUGAGGUGUUCCAGACGCCGGUGGAGCGGACGGGGGCGUUUGAUUGGGGUUCGCAUGCCACUGCUGGCGCUGGUCGGGGAGCGGGAAGGGAGAGGGAGGGAGAGAUGUUUUGA